AUGCUUACUGAUUCAUCAUUAUUUUACAGUUUCAGCAAGCAAACUGCCGUAAAGGUACAAUUGGUAUUUUUGGAUAUAAAAAUUGGUGCUGAUAAACCCAAAAGAGUCAUUAUUAAAUUGUUUUAUGAUGAAAUGCCUAAAACUUGUGAAAAUUUUAGAGCAUUAUGCACAGGAGAAAAAUCCAAUCCAUAUGUGAAAUUAAAUUUUAGAGAUAUUCCAUUUCACAAGGUUUAUAGCAAUUUCAUGGCACUUGGUGGAGAUAUCUUGAAUAAAGAUGGAACAGGGUAAUGCAGUAUUUAUGGGCCAACAUUCAAAGCUGAACCCAUUAGAUUCAAACAUGAUUAGAGAGGACUAGUUUCAAUGUUCAAUGACGGAAAUGGAAAUAUAGGGUCUUAAUUCUUUUUUACUUUUACAGAUUGCUCAUGGGUUGAUGGAUUGCAUACAGUUUUCGGAAAGAUAGUUGAGGAUUACAGUAUAUUAGACGAGUUAGAAAAAAUUUCAUCAACGAAUGGAGCUCCAAAGAAAUUAGUACGUAUUGUGGAUUCAGGCGUAAUAAUGUGA
Messenger RNA from Paramecium tetraurelia, 561 nucleotides. RefSeq lists its product as uncharacterized. Gene Ontology annotation, molecular function: peptidyl-prolyl cis-trans isomerase activity. The record is from RefSeq and is a predicted model, not a curated record. The transcript has 3 exons. Lineage: Eukaryota; Ciliophora; Oligohymenophorea; Peniculida; Parameciidae. Gene Ontology annotation, biological process: protein peptidyl-prolyl isomerization.